Ictalurus furcatus (blue catfish) is the source of this 1837-nucleotide messenger RNA. RefSeq names its product histone H2B-like. The record is from RefSeq and is a predicted model, not a curated record. Gene Ontology annotation, molecular function: DNA binding; structural constituent of chromatin; protein heterodimerization activity. Gene Ontology annotation, cellular component: nucleosome. Lineage: Eukaryota; Metazoa; Chordata; Actinopteri; Siluriformes; Ictaluridae. The transcript has a single exon. The coding region runs from base 261 to 635 and encodes 124 amino acids.
UUUCUCAAGCCAAUUGUUUUUUCAUAGUGCACGUUGUCCUGAAAGUACAAGGGCGGGAAGGGAAACAAAGCGUAGCGGAGGACGAGGAGGAGGGAGGAAGCAGAGUGCAGUAGGAGGUGCCAUGCAGGGGGAGGUAUCGAAUUUUGGCCAAUCAAAAAAAGGUGUCUUGUCUGGGCGUCGUUAGCAUGUGGGUCUGUAAAUAGAGCGGGCGCGAGGCGGGCGCUAGUCAUUUUCUGUUCGUUCAUUCGAGAAGCAGAAGCAUGCCCGAUCCAGCCAAGACCGCGCCCAAGAAGGGAUCAAAGAAAGCCGUGACCAAGACGGCCGGCAAAGGAGGCAAGAAGCGCAGAAAGUCCAGGAAGGAAAGCUACGCCAUUUACGUGUACAAGGUCCUGAAGCAGGUGCACCCUGACACCGGCAUCUCAUCCAAGGCCAUGGGCAUCAUGAACUCCUUCGUGAAUGAUAUUUUUGAGCGCAUUGCCGGUGAGUCUUCUCGUCUGGCUCACUACAACAAGCGCUCCACUAUCACCUCCAGGGAGAUCCAGACCGCCGUGCGCCUGUUGCUUCCCGGCGAGCUGGCCAAGCACGCCGUGUCCGAGGGUACAAAGGCCGUCACCAAGUAUACCAGCUCCAAGUAAAGCGCGUUACCGCCGUCUUCAUCAACCCAACGGCUCUUUUAAGAGCCACCCACUUUUCAUACAAAGAGUAAUUUUCUCUCUUUCGCUUUCUCUCUCGCUGUGUGUGAGGGGGAGGGGGAUUUCUGAAGCGCUGCACUCCCGCGGAUGUUCAGGCUUUUGGGUGAUUCUAGCAGUCUGUUAAAUGCAGAGAUGAGUAAAUCUAAACAGGGUUGUAGCACGGUUUCGGGGGUUGUAUAAUCUGAGCAAUGCAUAAUGGGACUUUAGCAGCACAAAGUUAUUCGUAUGAUUGUACCAACAGGAAGUAGUUGAAAAUGGUUUUCUAGUAGCACAUAAUCAUUCUAAAUCAGGGGUGCCCAAACUUUUUCCUGUGAAGGGCCAAAAAUCAAACUUGAUUGAGGGCUGUGGGCCAAAACUAAAUGUUGCAUUAUACCAAACUGUAUUAUAUUAAAAUUAAAGUUGCCAUGGUUCUCAUUUAUCAUUUCAUAAUAUUUACAAAUAAAUUAAUAGAAAAUGUUAGUCUGUAUCUGCUUCACUAAUGCAGUUUUAUUUUCAGAGUUCUAUAGUUCAAUGAAACUUAUAGUAUAAUUAAAACAUAGAACCAAUCCCAUUUAUAAUAUAUGUUCAAUACCUAAUACAACUAUUCAAGCUAUAAGCAAUACAGCCACAUGCCUGCAAUAUCAGUGACCUCUAAUGAGACACAUGAAGCUGGUCCUUAUUUUUCAAACGUUUUUCCAAAUUGGGAUGCAGUGGACUUACUGUCAAAGUCAGGAUAUUAUGGUGGUGAGAGUCAGUUAGUUUGCAUCUCAGUUUACACUUGUUUAAGUUCAUCAGACUGAAAGUCUGUUCACAGUGGUAGGUACUGCCAAACAGAGACAGCAUCACUUGUGCCUGUUUGCACAUCUGUACCUGUUUGCUGGGACACAUUUGUAGAAGUCUGUCAAGGGAAGGGACCUGAACUUAUGUUUGAGUUCUGAAUCACACUGAAGCUCAAUUGGUUCCAUCUGUAGAUCAUCACUGACUGUGUCCACACUGAUGGUGAAGGGUUGAACAAACCACUCAAAGUCAGAAGCAUUGUGUCUGAAGUCCUCAAAGCGACUGUCAAACUCCUGGAAAAGGUUGCUGAGAAGAGCAUCAUACUCAGGUACCUUCUCUUUCAUCAUGCCUGCCUCUCUAAAACAGGGAAAAUGGGCUACAUUUCCUGG